AUGAUGAUUUUCGACAUCCAGUUCCGCGCGAACCCAGCUCCGAGCGAUGUGAUUCCACGAUUGAUUGUGGGCGAGGUCGUGUUGGUCACUGUGAGAAAACUCACAACAUUUCAUGGCGUUGCGAGUUGCAUCUUUGAAUCACUGGAUGCCACUGGCACGACCCCACCGCGCCCAAGACUGCCGCCGACCCCCCCACUUCCACCAAGACCACCUACGACGACUCCACCAAUAUCAACCCACCGAGAAGAUCAGCGUUCGUCCGAUUACAAUUUAACGGACAACGAUACUGUGCCCACGGAGCCUAGCGAAUCUCAAGGUUCACUCGACGAACGAACUGUGCCGCAAUCGGGUGGCUCUGGGAGUUGCAUCAGUUUGGGUUCGGUCGAGAGUCGUGAAGCCAUGGCCAGCAUUGAUGACGAAGAUGGCACUGCUACUGCCAGUGAUGCUCAUAGUGCAGCCCACAACGCGAACGCCAUCAAGAUCGAAGAGCAAGCGUCGGGUCGGCGCAAGGCAAAGCAACCACCCGAUGCGGAUAUUGCAAAGAAAAAAAAGAAAUCGCAUGUGUUUCCAUCCACCCCCGCUGCGAUAUUAGCAACCGACGCCACACCACAAGAACUGACCCUUACAUCAACGGAGUACUUGGAUGGCGAUUCCACAACCCAAUCCACGGACUAA
This is a messenger RNA of Aphanomyces astaci, 675 nucleotides long. RefSeq lists its product as hypothetical. The coding region runs from base 1 to 675 and encodes 224 amino acids. NCBI's taxonomy places the organism in Eukaryota, Oomycota, Saprolegniomycetes, Saprolegniales, Verrucalvaceae. The record is from RefSeq and is a predicted model, not a curated record. The transcript is spliced from 2 exons.